AGGAACCGGAAACGAGAACAAACUUUUCCCGGUCAUUUUACGCAGCUAAAGUUGUUUAGUAUUUUCUCUUAUUGAGACACCAACACAUUAAAGAACACGUCUACAACCUGUAAAAACCAUCCCAGCGAGGAAAGUCGUGAGGUUAGCGAGCUAUUUAUUGACAUGCUCUUGCUUAGCCGCCCAUAGUUAGUGAUUAUAGCGUAACGUUAACCGGCUGGCCAGGUAUCAACACAGCCAGUCAGUGCACUUGUUGGUGAUACGUGGAUUCAACCUGAAGAACAAAAAUGAAAGCAGUUGUCUGAGGAUGUUUCUGGACCAUCUGACAUGAAAAAGAAAAUACUUUCAUGUUUUAGAUUUCAACAUGUCCUUGAGUGCAGUCCACUCCACACUGUCUAGUCUGAAAACAUGUCAGACAGAUAUUGGAACGGGGAUGGACAUUGUGACCGACGUUGCUCUGGACGUGGCAGAAACAGCAGGAACUGAGAAUGACGCAGUCCUGAAGAAGCUGGAGGUGAUGAUGCUGGAGUGUGCCAAACUGGACCAGGAGAUCAACUGCUUCGUUGAGGUGGUGAACUGUGUCACUGCAGAGGUGAGGAACCAGGAGCCCGAGGCCAUGUUCAGACUGAAGUCUCUGGUGAAGGAGAAGUUCACUGAGACACACGGCAGUCUGUCUGAGGGAGAGCUGCAGAACCACGUCAAGCUGGUCAGCUUUAAGGAGAACGUCAGAAACGCACUCAAAACAGUGAACCCUGAGGCAGCAGAGAAUAUGGAUGAGGAUAUGGAUGAGGACGUUGCUGUGACGCAGAGUGAAGUUAACUUCACCUGUCCCCUGACUCAGGUGGAGAUGGUGAACCCCAUGAAGAACCAGAAGUGUAACCACCACUACGACCGGGACGCCAUUAUGGGGAUGAUCAAGGCCAGGCAAAACCAGAAGAAGAAGUUACGCUGUCCGGUGGUUGGCUGUGGCAACACGGACGUGAAGCAGGGAGACCUGAUCCUAGAUCAGAUUAUGAAGAGACAGAUCCUGAAGAAGUAGACUACCCAGGCACUAUUCUGGGGUACGCCAACUCAUCAAACCUGACAAUAAUAAUUAGACUUUUAUUUAAUUGAGGAAAAAACAUGACUUUUUCCGUUGUGUCUGAUUGUAUUUGUUCGUCACAGAAUUGCACUAUUCUGAAGUUUUAUAUAACAAAACCUCGCUUUAUUUAUACAUAAGGGAUUCAUAUUUUUUAGUCAGUUCAAUAAAGGUUUAUUGGGGGGGGGUAGCUUAGUGAUUACAGCAUUGGGCCAGUAACUGAAAGGUUGCUAGAUCGAAUCCCUAAGCUGACAAGGUAAAAGAAAAUCUGU
Molecule: messenger RNA, 1347 nt
Organism: Oncorhynchus gorbuscha (pink salmon)
Lineage: Eukaryota; Metazoa; Chordata; Actinopteri; Salmoniformes; Salmonidae
Product: E3 SUMO-protein ligase NSE2-like
Exons: 8
Coding region: 362-1036 (224 amino acids)
Biological process (GO): double-strand break repair via homologous recombination; protein sumoylation
Cellular component (GO): Smc5-Smc6 complex; nucleus
Molecular function (GO): SUMO ligase activity; zinc ion binding
Source: RefSeq, a predicted model, not a curated record